Molecule: messenger RNA, 1039 nt
Organism: Carcharodon carcharias (great white shark)
Lineage: Eukaryota; Metazoa; Chordata; Chondrichthyes; Lamniformes; Lamnidae
Exons: 6
Coding region: 299-1039 (246 amino acids)
Molecular function (GO): peptidyl-prolyl cis-trans isomerase activity
Source: RefSeq, a predicted model, not a curated record
AGAGUGAAGCAAAGGGCGCUGUGGCAGAAGUCCUGGGGAUAAAGCCCAAGGCAGCUAAAUACCAGGAAACUAUGCAAUAGAAACGACGUUGAAGUACCAUGUCCACGUAGUCUGGCACAUGUUUAAUGAACAUGGGUAAGAAGAGUGGGAGAAAAUUUUAGCAACUUUAGUUGAUAAACAGUGGACUGAUGGAUUGACGGCCCCUGAGAGAUUCUUCAAUUUAGCAAUAUCCUCCAAAAACUCGACAAACCAAGGACUGUUUUCUAAAACUAAAGAGGAAUCAGUUAAUCGGACUGAAAUGUUUUUGCAUUGCGCACAUCCAUCGGCCUGUCCAGAUGGUGAGACUUUGGCAGAAGUGGAAGAGGAUAAAAAGCAGUCUGUUAUUUGGGCAGAUAUCGACGAGGCUCAGUGCUAUAUACAACCCAAGACCUGUCCAGAUGGCGAGGCCUUGGUUGCUGAAGUGGAUAAACAGCAUCUAGUGCUUGGAGCAAAAAUGGUCGAAGGACCUGAAAACAUCAAUGAGGCAGCUUUAAAAACCAUUAACGAGUCCAUCAUGGGAUCUGUUGGUCCUGAGGAGGCAGAACAAACAAACCUGGACAAAGUCCCUAGCCUCAGUAAAGCUGUCAGGUUCCAGCUGCCUCCAGAGACAAUAAGGGCUUCUGAUGUCGAUGAAUUACAGGCCCCAUUUUUUGAGAUCGAUGGCCUUGGAGAAUGUUGUGUCAGCACUUUUAUGAAUACUUGCCACUCUGAGAGUUGGAUUGGCAUUACAGAUGACUGGCUGCUUCAGAAACAAAUACUGAAAGAAGGACAAGGGCAAGCUACCAAACCUGAUGUUGGUCAAGAGGUCACAAUAAAGCUGCUUGGAGUGCUGGAAGAUGAGACCAUUAUAGACAGGGAUCCAAAGCUUACUUUUGUUAUUGGUGAUGGUGACGUCAUUCAGGCUCUUGAAUUCUGUGCAUUUUCAAUGCAAUUGGAUGAAGUUGCUCUUGUAGUCUCUGAUGCACAGUAUGCCUACGGUCACACUGGGAGGAAGUUGUAA